GCCAGGCUUCCAGGGAAAAAAGGUGCCGCUUGAUUGCCGGGCGUCUUAUGUUCUUAUCUGGCUGCCUGCCGGGCGGAAUGGUCCCCUGCAUCGGCAGGGGUCGCGUGGAGGGGAAGGUGAGGUGAGGUGCAGGUGAGUGCCGAGUGGGAAGCAUGGGUGGUCCGAGCUCCCAUUUCCGGUUGCCGGUGUGGAAAAAUCCUCUUGCGAAUUGUUCCGCCGCGGGACGGCCCACGACGCGCAGACGGGACCGGAGCCGGACCUGAUUGUGACCACUGCCCGCACUGGACCUGCCCUCGUCUCCGACAGCCCCCAAGAUACCCAUCGGCGAGCCGACCGCACCUCGACCCCCGAUCCCACUCCUCUCCCGAUCCAGUAGCCCCCGGGGCCCGAUAAUGUACGAGAGGUGUUGAAUGAUGGCAUCUCUUAGACACAGCAUUACCAACGCUCUUCGGAGCUCCCGCCAGGGCUGCUCCAAGUCGGCGCAAUGGCAGUCGCUUGACCAGCAAUUCGGCGCUUUGCGCAUCAGCUCCCUUGCGCCUUCCGGCUCGAGGUCCCUGUCCACCACCGCCAACGAACACAACCCGAACGUAGAUGGCCAAUUCAUCGCCGCCCCUGCGCUCAGCAUAGACAACUUCAAACUCCAUCCCAAUGCCCGUGCCGUCCCCGUGUCGCCCUCGUACUUCACCCGGACGCCCCGGUUCUACGACAACUAUCUCUCCCUAGAAAAGCUCAUGGAGGAGUACGAAGACCUUCCUGUCAUCCCCGCGACCGCCGUCGAGCGCGUGGCCUGGAAGACGCUCGAGGAUAUCAGGAAAGAGCUCGGCGAGCAGGUCAAGGCAUCCGAGUUCGCAAGGUGUCUGGCUCUCGUCAAGCGGCUCAACUCAAUCCACCCCGACCUCAAGCCACAAGAGAUCAAGGACGUGCUCGACAGCUUCAGGCGCAACGUGCAACCCUUCACAAACGUCGCCAAGCCGAUCCCGAUCGACCAGUUUGGCCGCGCCUGCGGAGUCGGCAAGAGAAAGGCCUCGAGUGCUCGGGCGUUCGUGGUGGAGGGUACCGGCGAGGUUCUGGUCAACGGCAAGACCCUGGCCGACUACUUUGGGCGGGUUCACGACCGCGAGAGCGCUGUCUGGGCUUUGCGCGCGACAAAUCGCAUCGACAAGUACAACGUCUGGAUCAAGGUGGAGGGUGGUGGUACCACGGGUCAGGCGGAGGCCAUUACGCUGGCUAUCGCCAAGGCCUUGCUGGCUCAUGAGCCUGCUCUGAAGCCGGCAUUAAGAAGGGCCGGAUGUGUCACACGCGACCCGAGGAAGGUCGAAAGAAAGAAGCACGGCCAUGUCAAGGCCAGAAAGAUGCCUACCUGGGUCAAGAGAUAGUCGCCCUACUGCUACGUUUUGUGGUAUCAUUGGGUGGGUGUUAUUGUUGGAGGCAUUAUGGACAUGCUGCCUCACUUUCGGUUUUUGCAUGAACGACCGGUCAAAUGGAGCGAUGCUUUUUCCCCGCCAGCGCAGCGUCAAAGCUCCCUUUCCUUCUGGGAAGCAUUUUCUCUCAUGUGCGUACUCUAUAUGUGGAUAUGCGUGUGAGUGUCCGUCUCGCUUGUGGUCUCGCUUGGGCCUACCAAGUUCAGCACAGGUCGGUUCCAGGCAAGAACGUGUGUACUUGUACUUGGAGGUGGUGAACAAACCGUGUCUGGGGGGCCGACACGACUUUGUUGUGUGUAUGUGUAUAAUACAGUUUAUGUGUGUGCCGGGGGGGGGGGGGGGGG
This is a messenger RNA of Neurospora tetraspora, 1765 nucleotides long. RefSeq names its product ribosomal protein S5 domain 2-type protein. Gene Ontology annotation, biological process: translation. Gene Ontology annotation, cellular component: mitochondrial small ribosomal subunit; ribosome. The record is from RefSeq and is a predicted model, not a curated record. Lineage: Eukaryota; Fungi; Ascomycota; Sordariomycetes; Sordariales; Sordariaceae. Bases 411 to 1376 code for a protein of 321 amino acids. The transcript is spliced from 2 exons. Gene Ontology annotation, molecular function: structural constituent of ribosome; RNA binding.